AUGGAACAUUUUGGCCACUAUGUGCAAAGAGUGAUUUGGCGAAGAGAGAUCAUCGCAGAACAGUGGAGGGAGGCGGAGGGCAUCUGGAUCCCUAAGGAGGAGAAUUCAACAAAACUGGAGCACUUUCGAUCCAUCUCACUUCUCAGUGUGGAGGGCAAAAUCUUCUUUAGCAUUUUAGCUAGAAGGAUGACAGACUUCCUACUGAAGAAUGGUUAUAUUGACACAUCGGUACAAAAGGGCGCCAUUCCUGGAGUGGCAGGGUGCCUGGGACAUACUGGAGUCGUCACACAAUUGAUAAGGAAAGCACGUGAGGGAAAUGGAAAUUUAGCUGUGCUUUGGCUGGAUCUUGCCAAUGCAUAUGGGUCAAUCCCUCACAAGCUGGUUGAGACGACUCUAGAUUGGCACCAUGUACCCUUUAAGAUCAAGGGUCUCAUUAUGGAUUAUUACAGUAAUUUCAGUCUGAGAGUUACUUCAGGGAGCAUUGCAUCAAACUGGCAUCGACUCGAGAUAGGUAAGGUUUUUGACUGUAGCCUCAGAGAUACUGCGUCAAUACAGACAACGAUCAAGAAGCUGGAAGCUUGGUUGUCGGCAGUAGAUAAGUCGGGUUUACCUGGCAGAUUUAAGGCAUGGAUAUACCAGCAUGGCAUUUUGCCACGGAUUCUUUGGCCGCUGUUGGUGUAUGAAGUGUCGAUGUCAACAGUAGAGGCCCUGGAGAGGAAGAUCAGCUGUCAUAUCCGAAGAUGGCUUGGCCUGCCUCGCAGUCUAACGAGUGUAGCACUAUAUGGCAGGAGUAAUAAGCUUCAGCUUCCUUUCAGCAAUCUGGAGGAGGAGUUCAGGGUUUCUCGUAUAAGAGAGGCCCUAUUAUUGAACAGGCGAACAGGAAGGAAGUGGAGAGCACAAGAGGGACUGGAGUUGGCAGAGUCUCGGCUGAGAUACAAGGCACUUGUGGGUAUAGUGGCAACGGGGCGAGCAGGUUUGGGAGCAAUCCCAAAGCCACAGUACAACAAGGCUCAGGGUAAGGUGAGACGAGAAUUGGUCCUAGAGGAAGUCCGAGCAGGUGUCGAGGAGGUGAGGACCAGCAGGGCGGUGAGCAUGCGGCAGCAAGGGGCAUGGACGAGGUGGGAAGGAGCGCUGGAGAGGAAGAUCACUUGGAAUGACAUCUGGAAGGCAGAGCCACAGCGUAUUAAGUUCCUGGUCCAAGCUGUGUACGACGUGCUCCCCGGCCCAACGAACUUGCAUGUUUGGGGCAAGAGUGAAGUUCCAACAUGUCCACUCUGUCCUAGACGAGGGUCUCUGGAGCAUAUUCUGAGUAGCUGCCCAACAUCUGCAUCGUCCAAGCAAAUCCUUUUGUUGGAACUGUCAGUCCCAUGGGAGGACCGCAUGGAAGAGGCAAAUGAGCGUAAGCGGCUCAAGUACCAGGAGCUCAUUGAGGACUGCCGAAGGAGGGGCUGGAAGGCUUGCUGUGAGCCUAUAGAAGUAGGGUGCAGAGGCUAUGCCGCUCGAUCACUGUGUAAGAUCUUUGCCAGGCUUGGAAUCACAGGAGCAGCAAAGAGGAGAGCCAUUAAAUCCAUCACAGAAGCAGCAGAAAGAGCCUUGAGGUGGAUUUGGAUCAAGAGGUCCGCAAAGUGGGCCAGUGCUGCUGAGACACAAGUUGGGGCGUGA
Polypterus senegalus (gray bichir) is the source of this 1662-nucleotide messenger RNA. RefSeq lists its product as uncharacterized. The coding region runs from base 1 to 1662 and encodes 553 amino acids. The record is from RefSeq and is a predicted model, not a curated record. The transcript has 4 exons. NCBI's taxonomy places the organism in Eukaryota, Metazoa, Chordata, Cladistia, Polypteriformes, Polypteridae.